Molecule: messenger RNA, 3778 nt
Organism: Glycine soja
Lineage: Eukaryota; Viridiplantae; Streptophyta; Magnoliopsida; Fabales; Fabaceae
Product: mediator of DNA damage checkpoint protein 1-like
Exons: 6
Coding region: 150-3329 (1059 amino acids)
Molecular function (GO): zinc ion binding; nucleic acid binding
Source: RefSeq, a predicted model, not a curated record
UAGUCUUUGACUGAAGCCGAGGAUACCUUGGACAAAAAAAAAAAAAAAACACCCUCAAACCUCGUGUUAAACCCUAAUUUCUGUCCGUUGCAUUAGCUAAGGAGCUUUGCCGCAUGGGUUGUUAAGUUUUGGCCUGUGGCCAUUGCAAUAUGCAGAGCGAGUUCUCCGAUGCGAAGAAGCGCAGAGAGGAGGACAACCCUCAAACACUCGUUUCCCUCGUACACGACAGUGAGAAGAAGAAGAGAAAGAGAAAGAGAAAGAAGAAAAUCGAGGAAUCAAACGAGCAGCCCCAGGUUGAGGUAUGCCCUAAAUCCUUAGUAGACUCGGUUAUCCCAAUUGUUGCACAAAAGGAAAAUGCUGAAACCACCACAGAGAAUUCUAACCCAACCCCCAAGAAAAAGAAGAAGAAGAAGAAUAAGAAUGUGCAAGAUGCAGAGCAACUUCUGACUUGUGAUCCUUCAAUUGCGAUUGGUGCGGUACCUGAUGUUACGAAAGAAGGAGGAUCACAACAAGGUGAUGCUAAUGGGAAUGGGGGUUUAUGCCCUAAGCCCUUGUUGGACACACCAAUCCCAAUUGUUCCACAAGAGGGAAAUGCUAAAACAUCUACACAGAACCCUAACCCAAUCCCCCAGAAAAAGAAGAAGAAGAAGAAUGUGCAAGGUGCAGAGCAACAUCUGACGUGUGAUCCUUCAAUCCUAAUAGAUGUGGAACCUGAUGUUACCAAGGAAGUAGGGGCACAACAAAUUUCAGAAACAGCUGAAACAACUACACAUGACCCUGUUCCAACCCCCAAGAAAAACAAGAAUAAGGAUGUGCAAGUCGCACAACAGCAACUUCACACAUGCGACCCUUCAAUCCCGACAAGUGCCGAACCUGAUGUUAUGAAGGAAGAAGCAACAAAACAAGGUGAUGCUGAUGGGAAUGAGGGUUUAUGCCCAAAACCCUUACUGGACAAACCAAUCCCAAUUUUUCCACAAGAAGAAAAUGCUGAAACAUCUAGGCAGAACCCUAAUCCAACCCCCCGGAAGAAGAAGAAGAAGAAUGUUGAAGGUGCAGAGCAAGUUCAGACAUGUGAUCCUUCAAUCCUGACUGGUGUGGAACCUGAUGUUAUGAAGGAAGAAGGGGCACAACAAGGUUCAGACCUGCCAGCUGAAACAACUAGACAGAUCCAUGCCCCAACCCCCAAGAAAAACAAGAAGAAGGAUGUGCAAGGUGCACAACAGCAACUUCAGACAUGCGACCCUUCAAUCAUGAUAGGUGUGGAACCCAAUGUUAUGAAGGAAGAAGGAGCACAACAAGGUGAAGCUAAUGAAACUGCGGUCUUUGGAAUAAAUGAAGAAUGCCCUGGACCUGAUUCAAUGCCCCUGAAAGACACUCUCCGGAAAAAGAAGAAUGUGCUUAAGUCCCAGGGGGCUGAACCUGAACCAAAAUCAAAGGAGUCCAAUAAUACACAUCACCCUCAACAAUGCUACUCAGACUCAGAACUGAAAAUGAAGAUGAAAAAAGGGGCAGAAGCUAAUGCUGAGAACUCUGCAGUGUGCCCUAAACCUAAAUUGGCACUCCCAUCUGACAUAGCAAUCCCUAAUAAUUCACAAGUGAACAAAAGGGCAGAACCAACUGAAGCUAAGGUUGAGGAUCAGGCAUGUUCUAAACCUAAAUUAGCAUCCCCAAUAGACCUGCCAGCUCCAACAAACUCAGAAAAGAAAAAAGAGGUAGAACCUGUCCAAAACCCUGAUGCACGUGCUCAACCCCCUCAACCUCAACCUUGCUCUGCGCCAUGUGCAGAGCCUCCGGGUGAUCCAGCAACUCCAAUUGAUCAGAGAAGAAGAAAACAAAAAAGCAAGAGAGAAAAAGAAACAAUAAUAAUAUGCUCAGAAGAGGUGGAGAACCAAGGGAGCCCAUUGCAUAUGGACAUAACCCUCAACCAGGCCCCAGACCAGGUCCAACAAGACCAAGCAACCCCAAUAAGCCUACAACCAGCAUCCUUGAUGGACCAAACAAUCCUGGUGGAUCCAGCAACCCCAAUAGACCUAGAACUGACGAUGAAGAAGAUAAAGAAGAAGCAAAGGAAGAAGACAACUUCUACAGAGCUGCCAGAAAUCUCAAUUCAGACAUCUACAUGCCUUAUAGAAGCAUCCCCAAUAGACCCAGCAAUUCCAAUGGACCCUUGCCUUGCAAUCUCAACAGGCCCUGAACAGGAGAUGUCAAAGAAAAAGAAGAAAAGGAAGAGUAAGCUUGAAAGUGAAGCGGCAGAACUCAAUGAACACUACAAGCUGCCUGAAGCUGCUCCGCCUGAGGCCCCUGUUCAGAAAUCUAUAUACCAUACAGAUGCACCCUCAAUCGACCCAGUGGGCCCAUCUCCCCCUGUUGACACAGAAACCCCAAUAGACCAAGGUCAGCAGAUGACCAAGAAAAAGAGGAAGAAGAAAAAGAGGAUUGUGAUCAUAAUUGAAGGGACAGAAACCAAUGAACACGGUGUCAAGCCACCUGAAACCCUAGUUCAAAAAUUUGCAUAUCCUACAGUAACAACCUCAAUAGACCCAACAAUCCCAGUCCCAGCUCCCCCAAUAGAUCAAGGUCAGAAGAUGAGGAAGAAAAUGAGAAAGAGAAGUGCCCUUAUAAGCAAAGGAGCAGAACCUGAUGAACAUGAUGACAAGCCACCUGGAACCCCAGUUCAAAGAUCUAUACAUCCUAUAGCAGAACCCUCAAUAGACCCAACAAUUCCAGCAAGCCAAACUCCUCCAGUAGACCCAGCAACCCCAGUAGACCCUGAACCGAUGACCAAGAAAAAGAGGAAGAAGAAAAGGAACAGUGCAAAAAAUGAAGGGUUAGAAUCUGAGAAACACAAUGCUGAUCGAAUUGCAGAAACCCCAGUUCAAAAAACUGAAGGAUCCACAACUGAAAAUUCUAUGGGCAGAUGCAAUGUUGAGCCAGCUGGUAAAACCCUGGUUCAGAUUACUGACACUCUCAGAGUGACUAAAUCCCCCUUUAAACAUCAUGGUGAAAGUUCCUUGAGAUGCCGGGCAUGCCGACAGCCUGGUCAUAGAUUCCAACAAUGCCAGCGGCUGAAAUGUCUUUCCAUGGAUGAGGAAGUUUGCUUCUUUUGUGGGGAAAUUGGACAUUCCCUUGGAAAAUGCGAUGUGUCUCAAGCAGGGGGAGGAAGGUUUGCUAAGUGCUUACUCUGUUAUGGACAUGGACACUUCAGCUAUAACUGUCCUCAAAAUGGUCAUGGAAUUGAUCCAAAGGUGCUUGCAGUCAAUGGGGCUAUCAAUAGAAUUCCAUCUUGUAGCAGCAGUGGAAGCUCGAAGAGAGCUCUUGCCGAGGUUUAAUAUGUGAGCAGGGAUGGUCUUUCGGAUCACUCCAAGUCAAUUUACACAAGUACUCGUGCUCAUGUAUAUAGUUCUGGAUCUCGGUUCCUUAGCGGCCUAAGUUUUGAUGAUUUUAUAUCAUGUCUGGUAGCAUGGUGCCCAAUUUUUUUUUUAUUUUAUUUCAAGUUCUCUUAUGUAACAUAAACGGUAAUAUUAUUUCAGACCUUGUUGGGUUUUUGAAUCCAUUUUGUAUUUCUUUUCUACGUGGGGACUAGUUGGGAUAAUGCCUCAGUCUACUCCUUGCAGAAGUUAGAAUUAAGAUAGUGGAGUAGUAAGUUCAACACGGGAAUUGGCCCCCAAAUUUCUGAAUUCAGUUGAUGAUAAUAGUUGAGACAAUUUGGUUGCAGUCCCUCGGAAUAUAGAAUGGAUUGCCUGAGUAAUGAUGUAUGAACUUUAUUUACGAUUUUUUU